AUGGCAUCUGCGGACAAACUUGAUAAGCCUGUCUCCUUUGGCAUGCAAGUUGUCGACCCGGAGUACAAAAAGAAAAACAACAUCCAAUGCAGCGGUCGAAAACGUUGGUGCUUAUUGUUGAUCGUUCUGCUGAUUAUUGUGGUUGCUGGUGGUGUUGUUGGUAUUCGUAAGGCGAUCCAGUCUUCGGAAAGUUCAGGUCAGUAUCUUAAAUGAUUUUUGCCUUAGUUGAUAGCGGAUAGAGAACCCUAAUACCUUCCAUGCAGGCAUCAGACCAGCUCAGUAUAGGCCUAAUAUUUUGUAUCUAAAAAACUGUUUGAAGGUCAUAUAAUAGUUUUGUUUGUGGAAACACCACGUACAUUUAUUACUGCAAAGCUUUCGAUCCGUAAGCCCGGAUCUUCAUCAGUACUAAUAAUAUCACUGAUGAAGAUCCGGGCUUACCGAUCGAAAGCUUUGCAGCAAUAAAUUUACGUGGUGUUUCCUGCACAAACAAAACUAUUAUAUGUUUUAUCGCCAUGCAAACAUACAAAGAACUUAUGUUUGAAGGUCCUUUGCAUGUUAUAGACUUUAAUCGGGAGCGAACUCUAAAAGUUUUGAAUAAAAGAUAAAACUUAAUGUUGGUUUGUCGGAGAAUUAGUGCACUGAUUCUAUACUAAGACUGGCGAGAGUUUAGCAAGAGCUUCGCAAAAUCGUUCAAAACCUCGUUCAAAACAAGCGUGUGUUAUAUACAACCAUGUCAUUGUGUUUUGAAUUUCCUUUACAUCUUACAGGACAUGUUUAUUAUUGAAACUGAACUGAAUUAAAAGCCUUUUUGCGUUUAUACAUUCUUUAUUUUUAUAGGAACAAGUAAACAGGAACAGAGUUCGUGCUAUCAAACGAAAUGUACAAGCACGCCUACCCUUGUCACAAAAGGUAUACCCUGUGUGGCCCUGCUGGGGGCAAUAUGCAUGUCCGCUCAUCUGAAUCGUUGGCAUGUCGCUUUCGGAAUUUAGACUAAAUUAUACAGAGUUUUCGUCAAAUGUCGCUGUUUAAUUUUCAAUGUCACCAUUUCAAACAAAUUUUGUCUGAUAGGAUUUACCCUAAUAGCUAGGGUAAUUUAUCCUAAUAGCUGAAGGUUGGUUUAAAAUGUUUGGAAUGUUGUUGUUCUGUUCACAAAAGUCUAGAAAUGUCUAGCAAGUAACAAAGCAGCAAUUAAACUGCUGUGUUACAUUGAAAUGUGCGUUAUAAAAGCAGGGCGAUACGGCAUACGGUAAAACAUGGACUGGACUGGACUGGACUGGUAAAACAUGGACUUGGCCCUUUUAGAAAAAAAUGUCAUCAAGUUUAGAAUAGUGUCGGAUUAAGAUUAGAUUUAGAUUAUGUUAGAGUUGGGAUUGGAUUAGGGUUAGGUUUAUACAACCCAACAAGUUAUUGCAUACAAUCUGUUUACAAUUGCAAUAGAGCAUUGGUUACAACGUGCGGAACGGCUGAACCGUGAGCUGGCCCUCCUUAUUAGGUGCCGUGUCACAGAAUAAGGCACACAGAAAGUCGACUCGAGUAACCGCUGCCACGCCAUGAUUCAUCAUCAAAAUGCUGACGCCAUGGUCCUAGCCAGUGCGGGUUUGAGAGGCAUUCCCCCCUCCUGGACGUUCGCCAUUUUGAAUAUUAUCAGGGGGUGAAUGGCUUGGACCCAUGGCGUCAGCAUUUGAUGACGAAUUACGGGUUACGACAAAAUCAUAGGAAAAACAUAGGAAAAACAAAGAAGUCGGCCUUCUGUGUAUCUUAUUCUGUGGCCGUGUGUUGCAAAAUUCACACAACACAAAUUAAAAUAGAAAACAUUGUUUCAUAACAUGUGAAAUACAUACGGCCUGGUUGAAACGUAAACGUAUUGUACUGAAAUGCUCAAAGUAAGCGCUGAAAUUACUGAAAAUCACUCUUAGGUAGGGCCUGUUUAUGUGGAAGCCGGAAUUUUGUUAUUUUGAUGUUGUUUUGACAGUAAGUUAAAAACAAAUUGCGGCGGUAUCUUUGAACUUUCAUCCCGGCAAUUGGGCUAGCCGGCAUGUUGUAAAACACGGACUCGGCUAGACUGGGAAAACGCGGACUGAGUCCGCGUUUUACAAAUUGUGGCAACGUUUUUGUAAUACACGGAGUCGGGACUCAGACCAGUAUUGAUUUGUACCGACUCAAUCGUGAGAGUUUUGGCGGGAAUUGUGGUGGCAUAAUUCUGUGUAAUCAUAUUAUGGAGCUAAAGUUGGUAUAAAUUGCUAUUAUUUAUUUAUUGUUGUGAAUAAACAGAUGAACAGCGUUCAAUCUUAGGAACACGCUCAGCCAUGUGGGACUUUGUGCCACUAUUGUCGAGCAAACUUAUGCGCAUGCAUAUCAAAUGUGACGCUAGAUAUGUAUUGGAAUUUCGGCGGCGCUGUCAUCAGAGAAAACGGCCUCCUUUCACCUCCGAGUUUGUGGGUUUGAUUCUCGCUACGGACUCAUGUGAAAAGAGUCAGUCAACGCUCUGCCGAAAGUCGUGGGUUUUCUCGGGGUGCUCCGGUUUCCUUCCACAGGGAAAGUUGACAGGGUGGGUUAAGAUAACCACAGUUAAGAAAGUAACAUCACAAUUUUUGUAAAUAUAUAUAUAGUCGAACCCCUAUAAGCGUACACCUCUCUUAAGCGGGCACCUCUUUUAAGCGGACACAUAUCUCAGGUCCCGUUCGUUUUCUUUAAUAAAAUACUAUUAUCAUAACCCCUAUUAAGCGGACACCCCUCUUUAACGGACGCGGACACCUUACUUGAGGUCCCAAUGGACAAAUCAACCUCUCUUAAGCGGACAGAUGACAGACUGUCUGAUAAAAUGCAUUCAAUAUUCGACAGUAAAUAACAAUUGAGAUCAAUUUACAUGGCACAAUUUAUGACAGUGACACACCAAUUUGGCGUGAAGACAUCAGAGACACGAUUAUCGAGGAAGUGACGAACGAGGACGGAGGACUGUGAACCGCCGCGCCAACCAAGGAGCCGAAAGAUAUGUGUCAGAUCACUGAUGAUGACAACGAACUGAACGAAGAUGAAUGAUGAAUUUGACUGGUCUCUUAACGAACCAGUCAUUAAAUCUUUCUCCGAAGCCUUAAAGUUGUCGAGCGGCUGGCAGAAUUCGCACAAUUUCGAUCAGGUUUGGAAGAACUUUCCAGCGCCAUUUUUGUGUAAAUGACAUUAUAAUGGGCUAUCGUUUGUGUGAGCCUCGAAAGCAAACUUAUAUCUAUUCCUUUUAUAUAUGACUGUGGCCAUGUGAGAGACAUAUACAUUUUCUAAUGAACUUUUAUGCACAAAGAAAUUUUCAUUUUAUGCUAAUUAUUUGCUAGAUAUUUUUUACUGUUUUGAUACCCAAAUUACACACCUAAUUACACAUCUUUGCCUCCUGCUGUGUUUUUCUACAUACCCCUUUUAAGCGGACACCCCUUUUAAGCGGACACUUAGGCGAAGUCCCGAAGGUGUCCGCUUAAUAGGGGUUCGACUGUAGUCUACACGCGUAAAAAUUGAGAAAAUCAACAACUUGUUCCAGGUUGAUAUCAACAGGCGUGAAGAAGGUUGUGCUGCCCACUACGACACUCAGGAAAAUUUUCCGCGGAAAGAAAAUUUUAUAAAAUGUGAUCGCGGGCCGACUUUUGAAGUUGAAAAUUUUCAACUUUUAACAAUGAUAUUGCCUGAAAAUUUUCUUUUGUCCGUGGAAAUUUUUCUUGAGUGGAAGUGGGCUUUUACUAGCCUAGUUCCUCGGCCUUUUCGCUUCCUAGGCCUUUACAGCAUUCCGUUGUUCAACUGUAACAACUUGGAACAACAUGGUUGACAACUUGUUCAUAGCUGGCCGCAACAUUGUUAACGCCUGUCGAUAUCAACUUGGAACACACUGACACUGCAUGUACGUUUUUAGCCGUGUAGGCUAAGUAAAUAACAUAAAUAAUCGCAAUAGUUGAUGUAAUCGUUCAAUGAAAAGCCCCAAUGCAUGGAGAGGGAGCUGAAUAAUAAUGUAAUGUAAUAAUGUAUCGACUCUAGAUAAUUUGCCAGCCUCAGAAAACAAGUUGAAACAAAAACUAUACGUAAUUCCCGCGGAACCACACGCAGAUUUGUCUCUUGUCAUUUGCUCUUACGCGCCGAACUCAUACCGUGAUUAACUGUGCAUGAAUUCAUCUGGUGCUGCAUGUGCAUGUGUACGCAGCUGAUCCAAGUCCAAGAAAAUUGCUUUAUGAGGGUUUGGUAGAAAUGCGGAUUGCGGACAAAUUAUUCCGAUGUGGCAAAAGUUGGGUUUUGGUCGUGAAUAUUACGUUGUUAUAAAGUCCGUGUCAAUGCCUGUAAUUCAUUUAUUUAUCCUUUAUUGGCAUUUUCGGUAUCCAAAACAAGUUUUACUUUUAUAAGUUGUAUUAAUUUAUGUGCUUGGUACAAAAAAUUAAACAGUAUACACCAUGAUUUCGGGCUUCAAUUAGAUAAAAUAGUUACACCUUUUCUUUUGCCUGGUCUUGGUAGAGACCACGCAAAAAUUACUAGCCUAAAUGCCAGGGUUUGGUGUUACUAUAAACCCAUAUAUACGUACGAUGACAUUCAUUGGUCACAUAUGUAAACAGGCCAAAACCUUAGUUGUUAUAUGCAUUUCCCCUCAUUAUAACAUGAUUAUACAAUAAAAUAAUAGAACAUGAACUUAAGAUAUUACUAAUCGAAAAUCUUGGCCAUGGGUGAGUUCAGAUUAUUAGCUUACAUUGUAUUAAUUAACCGAGUUAUAGCGAGCGUACUUUUUAUCAUCAGAAAUUUAUAAAUUUGUUAUGAAAAGGUUCUAAUUUUCUUUUAAGGUUCAUCGGUGGAAAGUAUUUCACCAUCGAGAACAUCUUACCCAGUACCAACAAGCAGUGAGGUAAUCAUAGGUGAGUUAAACAACCAUUUUAAAAUAUCAUAUUUAUGAAUGCGUGGCAUGACUGGUACACUUUCUGCCGUAUAGUAUAGCCCUACUUAUCACCUUUUAACAUAAAUCCUCUGUUGAUCCAUGCACCAGGAAUUAUUUAAUUCAAGUCUGCUUUGGUCAGAAAGGUCGCGUGAGGUAUUAUCUACAGCAAAUUAGUUUGCCUUUGCUUUUUUGCUGCUAAAAUUGAUCUAUACUGUACAUUAUAGUAGCAUCAUAUCCGACAUUUAUGACAGUGAAAUAGUUGACCAAGAUGAGGUUUACAAAGUUACAUUUUAUUUCUUCUUGUUAUGACCCGAAUAUUGUAUACCAAAAAUUAUUAAAACCACUGAGUAUUUUAGCAAAAUACAAAACAAGUGAAACUCCAAAAAUUGAUAACAUUUUUAUUUAUCUAGCCUACGACUUUCGACUAUAUUUCAUUGAUCAUCAGGAUAAACUAGCUAGGUUAUACAUCAAAAGCAGUAUUUAUAUGAAGAUACAUGAUACAAUCAUUAGGUUAAUUAUUAAUGAAAUUAAUUAAAUAUGAUUAGUUUUUCAGAAGCUUUAAGUCCAUGAUUUAAGUCCUAAAAUUUAAUUAAUUCAUUAAUUAUCAACCUAAUGAUUGUAUCAUAUUUCUUCAUAUAAAUACUGCUUUUGAUGUAUAACCUAGUUAAUUUAUCCUGAUGAUGACUGAAAUAUAGUCGAAAGUCGUAGGCUAGAUAAAUAAAAAUGUUAUCAAUUUUUGGAGUUUCACUUGUUUUGUAUUUUGCUAAAAUACUCAGUGGUUUUAAUAAUUUUUGGUAUACAAUAUGUUAUCGAAAAUGUUAUCGAUUUUUGGGUCUUUUUUGUACAGACUUAGCCUAUAGUAGCCUGCAUGGCAGGCGGUCUAAAAUCCCAGGCUUGCCCGAUUUUGAGGACCGCCUGCCAUGCAGGCUAAGCCCAUAGGGGAGGUUUGUACAAAAAGACCGAGGUCCGAUAUUUCUCUGUACAUUCCAAGCAAGCGAGGUUAAUAAGAAGUUUAUUAUAUGGCAUUUAUAGGUAUUUAUACGUGAAACAAACAAGAAAUGCAUAUUAUAGUAGCGUGGUAUACAUUUGGUCAAAGAAAACAAAAAAUACCAAUGUAUUCCUUUUUUCCCACUAAAAACCAUUUGCAGAUAUCUUAUUAAUAACUGAUUAAGUACUACUGUUUAAUAAACGAGCAGGAGUGUUUUAUUAGGUUUCAAGUCACGAGCGCGGAGCACGAGUGACUUUAGACCUAAUAAAACACGACCUGCGAGUUUAUUAAACGGCUUCAAACACGACUACAAAUUCAAUAGAUUUACUGCCUUAUUAGUAUUCUUUAUAUAAAGAAUACUAAUGAGGACACAACUACAAUAGAUACUGCCUUAUUAGUAUUCUUUAUAUAAAGUAUCUUAAUUAGGAGUGUUUUAUCAGGUUUAAAGCCACUGCACGUGACAUAUUAUGGUUGACAUGACUUGCCAAUAAGCUUAUGAAUUAUUAAUGAUGUUUGAAAUUAUGAUUUUCAAAUUUUCAAUUAGUAUUGUUGUUUUGUUUUAAAAUGCACGCGGACCGCUGAAAGUGCUUCUCAGCCAAUGACAACCCGCCAUUUCACCGGAAGUGAUGCUUGCCAUAGAGAUUAUAAAUAACACUAGAGGAGGCAUUGUAAUCUUAAUUCAGUAAAAAAAAAGAGGGAACGCGACUAUUGGGGGGCAAAUUCAAGUCCCGGAUGUGCACUCGUGUUCCCAUUGGUGACGAGUUUCAAAUCAGCCAAUAGAGCACGAUUUUAUAUCCGGGACUUGAAUUUGCCCCCCAUUAGCUGCGUUCCCAAUUUUUAAACUCGAUGCCUCCUCUAGUGUUAUUUAUAAUCUCUAUGAUGCUUGCCAUAUAGUAAGUAAUAACUAGUGCAUAAUGCAUGUUUUUCAUUUAUCUCCAAUGAAAGAAACUUCGUGGUCCACGUGGCAGGGAUGGUCAGUGUGUUCUACAUCGUGCGGUGGAGGUAUGCAGACACGGAAAAGAAUGUGUGGAAAACCUAGUAUCCCAAAUGUUAUCGCGAAUUGUUUUGGCAGUAAUGUAUUGUACAGAAACUGCUCCACUUGGAAAUGUCCCGGUGAGUAUAGAAAUGGCGAUAUAUAUAUUUUUUCUUUCUUCCAAUCAUCGCUUUUCAUUUAUCGUUUCUGAUACAGUUUAUAAUUUAUAUUUCUCUACUAACAUAUCUGUGCAUACAUGUGGUAAUGUUUUUUUGAUUUCCUGCAAUCUGAUUGGUUGCGUGGGCAGGCAGCCUUUAACGAUAUCUUUCUUGUUCAUGGUCACUUUCGUGGUCCAUGCAAAAAGUUAUUUUUUAGCGAUACAUUUUUGUUUACAGUUACAAGGUAAACAAAGCGGUAGUUUGUUUUAAACCCGAAAUACUCCCACUAAAAUGCGAAGAAGCAAAUAUCCCUUUGACACAAACAACGAAGAAGCGUUGACCAGCACCACAUGUAUUUGCUCAGCAUAUUAUAUUCAGCUAUACUUCGAAAAAGACCAAAGUAUUAAAACACAACUGAUCUCAAGCGUAGUUCAUGCACAACGUUGCAAUUUUUUAGGAAUUUAAUUAAGAGGUUGGUACGUAUUGGGUCUUUGGUCUCAGGCCACUUCUGAGACCUCGAGAAAAAUAUUUUUCAGUACUGUACGGCCCCCUUCCAGCAGGUAUAUGUAAGAUAUAUGUAAAUAACUUGUUUUAUUCUUUCAGAUUGUACAAAACCGUGCUCAAUAGGUCACUUGAAUAGUGCUUGUGAUGCCUGCGUUUGUACCAACGUCACUGUAAAUGGAACUGUAAAGAAUGAGGAUGGUGUCCUUUUGAACGAUGCAACUAUAGCCCUUUCCGAGUUCCCCUUCAACAUUCUUGCCAGAACAAAUAUCGCUGGACACUUUAAGUUGCAAGGAAUUUGUAUUGCACAGGAGAAGAUCAUUGUGGAGCGAAACGGAUAUUUACCACAAGUAUUAAACGCUAAGAAGAUUGAUUCCACUACGUUCACUCUUUCUGCAAGUUUAGAAGCGAUAGGUGAUGAAUUUAUAUUAUUAUAUUUCGUCUUUACGAAUUGGGCCGUUCCAUUUAAUAUGGGCACCCCCUAUUGAGGGGUCCCCUUAAAAUCCCUUUAAGGUAUAAAAAAUUUGGAACCCCCUUGGAUGCAAUUUGUGGAAGUUACCCCAGAGAAUAUGAUUGAAAUAAUAUUGUAUUUAUUUUAAAGAAACUACUUGAAUCCCUUGAUCAUUGAUUAUUUAUUCUCACGAAGUUCUGUAAACCUUUUAAACGGCUUGGAGUCAUUAUAAUAUUACUGUACAUGACGUUUCAAGAAGUACAGAUGAUCGCCGACAAGGAACGCGGGCGCGAAAAGUCGAAGGCGACGGAAGAAGAAAGAAUUGAAAUGGUUGAAACCAUCGACGGGAUGACAUUUCAAAAUGCCUUAAAAUUCACAAUUUAUUUCUGUUUCGAAUAUUUUUUGGCAGAUUCUAUGUCUUUUCGGACAUAUCUUCAUAGCUGAUAUAGUAGAUUCAAAGGGGCCCUACAGUCAUUUUUUAGUCAAUAAAUAUAUAAGUAUUUUUGUUACUGUUGCUACUUGGCAUGCGCACCACGGCAUGCAUGCGUCUUCCGGUGUGCAGAAGUACUCAUACUCAUGGAUACUGCAUGUAAGAUACAGCCAAACGAAUCUCCGUGGAGUCCCCUACUUAAGGUGGCUUUUCGACUAAAAAAUGACUGUAGGACCCCUUUAAUACACGAUUGAUUUUUUCGUAUAUUUUAUAUGAAACGCUCAAAUGUAUAAUGUGUUAGAACGAUGUGUUUCAGGAGUAGCUUGUUUUCGUGGCGUCAAGCUUCCACGCUCCUAAAGGGGGAUAAUUAACAAUUAGACAACGAGGUCGAGUUGUUUAUGAGCAAAAAGUCAACGAGGCGAAGCCGAGUUGACUAUUUGUUCAUAGACAACGAGGCCGAGUUGUCUAAUUGUUUUAGUAUAAACUUUAACAUUAAUUUACAACUAGACUGCAAACACAAUACAAAAAUACACAAAAAAAAACAUUAUAAAACCAUUAAAGGUAAACAAAUAUUUUCAUUUUUGUUCGCGUAAAAUGUUUUACAAAAUUCAGUUUUAAUUUUAAAAUUUCAUUGAGUGUAUGUUAUUUUGUCUAUUUUCUUAUCCUUAAAAAUUGCCAUUCCAUAUUUCUGUUGCUUUUUUCGGGGUUUUUUAGUGCAGAAUUGUUCAACAAGUCGUCCAAAAAAUCAUCAGACACUUCGGCAAAAGUGCAAAACGCGAAUUUUCCGCCAUUUUGAAUUUUCUAUUAGUAGGCUAUCACUAAUAGCCUACUAGUAGCGUAGCCAAUCAGAAGGCACGAUAUCUGAUAGCCUACUAGUAGGUUUAUACUAAUAGAGGAUAUACGGGGAUAAAAUACGGCGAAGAAGAACCUCUGGCACCCAGGGUAAUAUCCGAGCCGUUUAAAAGGUUUACAGAAUUUCGAGAGAAUAAAUAAUCAAUGAUCAUAAGAUUCAAGUAGUUUCUUAAAAUAAAUACAAUAUUAUUUCAAUCAUAACUCACAGUGGGGGUCCCCCUCUGAAAUUGCAGGAGAACAAGCUACUCAUGGAGCGCAUCAAUCGAUGACUUGUUGAUGUUUCAACCCUUUAUUUUCUCCCUUCUUCUGCCACCUUCGCGCCCGCGUUCCUUGCUUAUUGGCGAUCAUCCAUACUUCGUGAAACAUCAUGCAUGUACAGUGAUAUCACAGAGAAGAGAUAGUACAGAGAGGAAACAGACACCUCGAUAACAUUGUGUCACGCAGGUUCCACGCGCCACGCAAAAUCUUCCAGCCAGUGCAGUCACUGAAAUUUCAUAGCAAUAGAUAGGAAAAACACCGUUCGAAAGGUGAAAAUCGCUUUUUUUUUAAAAAUGAAGUACCCAUGGAAAUUUUGUUCAAUAAAUUAUUGUAGAAUAACGGUAAGCGAUCACUUUUAUUGAUUUCCUUUUAUUAAAAGUGUUAACAUAACAUUUUAUUUUGCAAAAGUUUGUUUUUUUCCCUAUCUACUCCUUAUUAAAAUCGUGAAAAGCACUGGCUGGAGUUUCAGAUACUCAUAUAUAAAAAAAGCAGCGAAUGAUAUAAAUUCAAAGUAUAACUCUUGCAUUAAAAAACAUGAAAACUUCUAGAAUAUGUAUAGUUUUUUUCUCUACAUGGUCAAAAUUUAAUAAAAUAGUGAAUUAAUAUAAUUUUCUAUAGUUUAAGAAUGAAUAUGUCGGCGUGACAUAAUAUGCUGCGUGUUUCUUCUCUGUACUAUCUUUUCUCUGUGGUGAUAUUAUAAUGACUCCGAGCCGUUUUAAAGGUUUCAGAGAUCUCAUAUUUCAGAGUGUUGUCUAAAUAUCAAUUAAUUUCACUUGUCUAUAUAGUUUUCCCAGAAGUAACAGUUCACCCUGAAAGCAAAAUUCGUGUUGAAAAUCAAACUAUGACGUUAUGCUGCGCUGGUGUUGGAAAACCCGACAUUAAAUAUGAAUGGUAAGAGAGAACUAGCCACUAUUUGUGUGAAGUCAAUGAAACAAGUCUUUAGUUAUGAAGAUUAUUAGUCGGACUGACCAUGCAGUUUUGUUUGAUUUGAAGAGAACUUUCGAAGAGAAUUUUGGUUUGGCCAAGUAACUUGGGCCUAUAAGCAUUGAGGAAGAGUGUCGUUUUAUAUGGCGUAGUCAUAGAAUAACGUGAAGAGCUGGCCGGUGAAAACAAAAAGGCUUACGACCAGUGCUUUAUACGACAACCCCAUGUCUAGCCCCAAAAGCACAAUUAUCGAAUACCAACUAUAGAAAUGUGUAUAUAGUAAUCACUGAUAGAAAUUGAUUUGAUAUACAGUAAUUUCCACUCACAAAACCCUCCAACUCUGGGUCAUUUUCCCCACUUUUUAAUCUGGAGAAUCUAGAGUCUCGAAAGUUCCAUUCCAUGUACAUUGGGGACGAUUUUACAGAAUUAUGUCAGAAUGCGAAAUAGAUUAGCAAAUUGCCCGAACUGAUCUUUCAGGCUCUUUUUCAGGGAUUUUUUAGGACCGUUAAACGGCCCCAAAAACUCAAUCUUGAAUCGAGUUUUGAAACUCAAUCUUCUCACCAAAGUUUCAGUGCAGUAAAAAUGAAGUUGUUUGAGUUAAAUUCGUGACGUGUGGAAAUUAGUUUUCAGUUGGAAACCCGACAAUUAAGAAAAAAUCGCUGGAAUUCAUCUCACGCCUUCUUUAACCAGUUUACAGUGUCCCUCAGUGCCCCUGCUUUAACACAUUCAGUCUCAACAACAUUUAUUGAGUACACGUGUCAGCCCCCCGGUAGGGGGGGGGGGUUGCAACCACCCCAUCUGUUUAGCUAAACUCAAUCUUCUCUGCAAAAACGGACCCAAGAGAAAAUCCUGAAAAAAACUCUGUUUUCAAGGGUUUUUAUUCUUACUCAACAUGAAUUUCUUUUCUUGCCCUGAAAAGGAUCUUGAAUGGCCGUUCAGUAAGCGAGUACCGAGUACCAACAAGACGAGAGCGAAAGCAGUAAAUUAAUCAUACCUCGACUGCACAGAAAUAUGAUUGGAGAAGUAAAAUGCAGAGUGUACAACGACUAUGGAGCAGAAUUUUCUAAUGCCGCCAAAAUCAAAGUUAUUAGUAAGUUGAGAUUAUGUCAGGUAUCAUAAAGAAUGAGCAGAUCGGAUGCAUGCGAAUAAGUAAUAAAGUUUAUGUCUUUCGAUGAUCGUUAUUUAUGAAUUAUCAUUAUUCACGAGAAUUUAAAAUCAUGGCAUUACAAACCGAAUCUAAUGCUCAGUAAGGACUUAGCUAAACUUGUGCGCUGUUAAAACACCCUAGUAAAAUUUUACCAGGAAUCUUAAAUUAGCACCAACAGGAUUAUUUCUAAGUUAUUUAAGGCCAUUUACAAAGAACUUGAUAAAAUCAUGGAGUGAAAUAGCCCACUUUCCAUUCCCUCCAUAUCGUCCUCCAUUCCCAUUUCAUCCCCAUAUCGCACGGUGCUCAUGCAGAGGCGUGGCAAACUAAAUUACCUGCAUGGGUAUUCGUGCCUUCGUUACUGCAUAAGAGAUGCGAUAAUUUCAUAAUUAGCAGUAUAUACUGAAACAGAUCGCUAUCUAUAAUAAGUCCCUUGUAUAAUUUAGGUUUGCAUAUCUUAGUCACCAAAAGCUUUGCCGAAUAAAUAAAUGCGGUGUUCUUAUUCACAACACAAUAAAAAAACAAUACAGUACUUAUAAACGAUGAAGGCAGGUGUAGGAAAUUUUCCUUCCGUCAGUCCGAUUAUUUUUUCAUUUCGUGGCAAUUUUUUCUAAUUUUACAGCAAAAAACGACAGCUGCAGUGAGAGGCCAUCACAAGAAACGACCACGCUGCCGCCGGGGUGCGUUGAUGCAGAAACCAACUCUUCAAUCGUUGAUAUUGGACGAUGUGGCGAUGAAAGUUGCAUUUCAAACAGUUUGUUUUCUUCACACAACUGCUUUGACAAUUAUUGUUGCCAAUCCUUGGCGGAAAAGAGUAUUGUUAUUCGCUGCUUUGCCGGAAUUUCCUUUAAUAUAACACGCAUAAUAAGUUGUGGUUGUGGUCCCUGCUCACCCAAAGUGUCCACGGUAAACGGAAUAGCAACAGGAGGUCCAAACAAUCUUCCUUUCAAGUAUGGAUAUAUUUACCACGCUGGGAAAUACCUGACACAAGCUGGUAAGAAUGGAGAUUUUUUCUUCACAAUGCGCGGUGACCUAACACGCAUUGUUCUCAAUUUCAAGGGAAAAGAUAGAUACAAUGACUUUCAAGAUUUGACAAAAGUCGUAGCGGUUGUACCUGGACGCGAAACAUUCAUCAACGUUAGAAUGAAACCACGUCCUCAGCCUAUGUUAAUUAAUGCUUCAGAAACAAUUGAAAUACCCAUGGGAUCUUCAAACAGUAGUGAAGGACAAUCUGCCCCUGUAGUCCUAUCUUUGCCUCCACAAAGCCUGAUGACAGAAGGUGGUGAAAUCUACAACGGAACUGCAAACUUGGAAGUGAGUUUUACUGAUCCAAGAAAUGCAACUCAAGUCCAAGAAGCAGACGGAGAUUUUACGGCUGUUAGUGAUGACGGCGAGCAACAGUUACUCGAGACCUUCGGAGUGUUGAAAAUAGAUUUCACGGAUUUAAACGGCAAACCGUUGCAGUCAAAUGCACCCGUAGAUGUUAAUUUAGAUCUAGAUCAGUACAAUAUUACUGAAAAAGAAGCUGAAGAGAUAAAGCUGUGGUAUAUGGACGAGAAGACUGGACGUUGGCGUAUCAUGGAUUCUGGCUUGCAACCACACGAGUCUCGCAGGUCUAAAAGAUCGGGAAGAAAGUUUUACUUCGGAAAAAUUGAUCAUACCCUUUUCAAACGUCUUGUUAAUAUAGAUAAGUUGGGUAAUAUAUGCGUUGUGAAAAUCAUAGUGGAUAACAACGCAUUUGCUGCAACAUCACAAUCAGUGAAAAUCACAGCAGUAUCUAGGCAAGGCGGACUGAAUAGAUAUUAUGACUAUUCUAUGUCGGCCGGAGCAUCGUCGUGCAUACUAACAUUUUGUCGAAAUCUUACAAUUCAGGCCGAAUUUGGUCAGAAAAUUCUUAAACCCAAUGACAAUAACAUCGUCACCGCUUUGAAAGACAACCAUGGUAUUACGUAUCACAAAUCUGAAAAUGCAGCGGAUCGAUUUAGCAAUCGAAUAACUAUACAAGAUAUUUUAAAUCCGACGAGUGGGGGGCCUUUCUUUAGAAAUUACAGGUCUUGCUCAGUUAGCCGGGAUCAAAAUGGUUUGAUAUUUGAUGUUUCUAAUCAAGGUGGAAGUGGUAUUUCGACUGGAGACAUUAAAUGGCAUAAAAAGCUGGAACUAAGCGUAUGCUAUGUAAAAAUUACCACAGAGAAUUCUUGUCGCAACAAAGCAGUAUCGUUUCAUGUUAAAAGUACUGAUGUUUCAAAAAAUCCACACGUUGAAGAAGGUUUCACGAUAGUUUCGACAGCAAAAUCACAAAAUAUUUCAACUUGUGCCGAAUUCAAAUGUCCAGCAUCAAAGGCGAGAGGUGUGCUCGUCACCAUCACUCCACUUGUAGAUGGACGGUUCAGUGGGACACAGGAGUUUAUAAGGAUUCAUACAGAAGGCGGAUAUAACGUAUUUGUUGGUAAAGUGGGCAGCUUUAGGCCAAUAUACAAACGAAAUAAUCUUCAAGUAGGAGUAAUUUACUCGGGGAAUAGAGGUGAUGUAUCACAAAACACAGUUUUUCACGAUACCCUGAGAGAACAAGAAUGCGAAGAUGCUGGCACGACUGCUGGUUUAAGCUUCAAUUGUGCUUAG
Paramuricea clavata is the source of this 14192-nucleotide messenger RNA. Lineage: Eukaryota; Metazoa; Cnidaria; Anthozoa; Malacalcyonacea; Plexauridae. The record is from the annotation of a GenBank genome assembly.